UUUAAUAUGUCCACACUUGAGAUUUUGAAUCUGAAUUUCAAAAGUGAUUGGAAGCCUUAUAAACCUUAGAGAAUAAAGGUUGAAAGGUAACAAGCUCAUAGGCUCUAUUCCUCUGUCACUCUCGAAUGCCUCAAGGUUGGAGGUUUUAGAUGUAUCUUACAAUUCUCUUCAAGGAAACAUUCCUGAUGGGAUCGGUAAUCUUCACAACAUGAAAAUUCUAUCCAUACAAGUCAACCAACUUACGGGUUCUAUACCAUUCACGGUUUUCAAUAUUUCUAGGAUCGAAGUCAUUGCCUUUACAGACAAUAGCUUAUCAGGAUAUCUUCCCAAUGGUUUAUGCAAUGGUCUCCCAAUACUCAAAGGGAUUUAUCUAUCCACAAACAAGCUUCGCGGUCAUAUGCCUACAAGCUUAUCGAAUUGUUCACAUCUUCAAAUUCUGUCUUUAUCGGAAAAUGAAUUUGAUGGACCAAUACAUAGUGAAAUUGGAAGAUUGAGCAACUUGCAGUUAUUGUUUGUCGGAGAAAACCAUUUCACUGGGAUAAUUCCACAGGAAAUUGGAAAUCUUGUUAAUUUGGGGGAGUUAUGGAUGGAGAAAAACCAGAUUACUGGCUCUCUCCCAAUCUCCAUAUUCAAUAUCUCAUUGCUGCAAAUUUUGUCACUGUCGUUUAACAAUCUUAGUGGAUUCUUACCACGGGAGAUUGGCAACUUAACCAAAAUGCGACAUCUACGGAUUAAUGGAAAUAAGCUUAUAGGUACAUAUAUAUUCUAAUGGUGUCUCAUGUUAAUUUUUAUAGAUCCAUUAGAACUAUUAACAUUCUAUGAAUUUAUGCAUGUAAUGAGUAAUAAAAUGUAACAAUUAUAAAUUAAUCUUCAAGCGUAUGACAAGAAACACCAUAUAAGGAGUGCCUUUUAAUGUUUAAAAUUAAUUUGUUUUAUAUUUCACUUCAAGGAAACAUUCCAGAAGGGAUUGGAAAUCUUCACAACAUGAAAGUGCAAUCCAUAUAACAUAAUCAGGAAAUCUCCCCAAUAGUUUAUGCAAUGGUCUCAAACGGCUUUAUCUGUCUUAUAACAAGCUUCACAGUCGUAUGCCUACAAGCUUGUCAAAUUGUUCAUAACUUCAAUUAUUGGGUUUAUCAUAUAAUGAGUUUGAUGGACCAAUGCAUAGUGAAAUUGAAAGAUUGAUUAACUUGCAGUUAUUGCAUCUCAGAUAUAACCAUUUCAUUGGUAUAUUUUUUAUCUUAUGAAUGCUUGUAACUGCUGGUAUAAUUUGAGUUAUUGAACUAAUUGAGGUAUCUAAGUUUUGUGGUAUUAGGCAUGGAGAGAAGGCAGAUUAAUGGUUCUGUUCAAAUAUAUUUAUCUCCUAUACGUAUUUUUUCCCUUUAAUAC
This is a messenger RNA of Capsicum annuum, 1386 nucleotides long. Its product is annotated as LRR receptor-like serine/threonine-protein kinase RGI1. Bases 209 to 769 code for a protein of 186 amino acids. Gene Ontology annotation, molecular function: protein binding. The transcript has 2 exons. NCBI's taxonomy places the organism in Eukaryota, Viridiplantae, Streptophyta, Magnoliopsida, Solanales, Solanaceae. The record is from RefSeq and is a predicted model, not a curated record.